Messenger RNA from Trifolium pratense (red clover), 390 nucleotides. RefSeq lists its product as uncharacterized. Bases 1 to 390 code for a protein of 129 amino acids. The record is from RefSeq and is a predicted model, not a curated record. NCBI's taxonomy places the organism in Eukaryota, Viridiplantae, Streptophyta, Magnoliopsida, Fabales, Fabaceae. The transcript has 2 exons.
AUGCGGAAUAUUAUUCACAAUCACGAACCUUUUGAAUUUUAUGAUCAAUGGGAAAGAGAAUUGCAUCGCCUUGAUUAUGGUAGGAUCGUAUGGAACAAUCAAUCAGUACGUGUCUAUUUUGAAUUCAAUGAUACUCAAAAGGUUAUGUAUGGAAAUGAUGUUUCAUACUUAUUUGUAUUUGAAAGACCAACAAAAGUGCGUCUGGAAUAUCAAAUUAAGAAUAAUAUAUUUUCAUUGAGUUUGAUUGAAUCGUCUGAUGAUCAGGAUAAUGCAUCAACCGUAGUAUUGCAUGGAGUUCAAGAAGAUGAACCUGCUCAAGAGCUUCAAUAUGUUGCUGAUGAUGAAAUUGCUGAAAACCCUCAACAAUUUGAUCAACAACCAAUCCUGUAA